CACCGUCUCACUGUGGAGGAGAUCCAACAUUACACUUCACUUAACGUCUCAAAGCCAAUGUAAGAAAGAAAAGCUACCAGAAAUAUUCUUUCUGUUUGUCUAAACUAUAAGCUUAUCUUUCAUCACAUUUUAAAAUGGUUGUAAAUGAUAUUUUCAUUUGUACUAAUGCCCCUUUGUGACAGUGAGGAUUUAUUAAAACAAAAACCCAAUUCUUGUAUUUUGAGGAAGUUGCUUUGCCAGAAACAGGAAACCCAACACUGCAGUUCAUACCAAACUGCAUAAAGUCAUACAAAGCGAAAGAAACCCAGAGACACAGUGUUUGUGGAACAAACUCAUUGAAGAGGAAUAUGAACGCCCCACUUUUCUUUAUUCUGACUUGGAUAUUUGUAUUUUUCCACGUUUCUGUAUGCUUACAAAAGGACACUCCAGAUUUAUACCUGGACAACACAGUCUUUGUGGCCUUUGCGGGUGAAUAUCUAUCUAUUGGCUGUACCAUCAUGAAGAGCAAAAACCAAAGUGUAGACUGGAUGACAUGCUUCGAUCCUUUCAAAAAGCUGAUAUACCGCCGUGACAUCCCUGCAGUGUAUAUCACAGGGGAGAUUCGUCUGACUGUGAAGCUAAGAAACGUGACCAUCUCAGGAGAAUACGUAUGCGAGUACCACAACACCAAAGUGUUCUGGUUUCUCCAAGUGAGAAAUCAUGGCUACAAGGAACCCAGAAUGUUGGGCAACACAGAAAUCAUCCCAGUGGCCGUCAUCACUGCCAUGCUUCUGGUUUUCAGCGUGGCUGGGUCAGUGUAUGUCUUCAGAGGAAAUUGGAAAGAGCAGAUUACUAAAUGUGGCAAAACUGGUGGAAAACAAAAACAGAUCGGAGAAGAAAGGAAGACCAGCGAGACGGAGGAAGACACUGAAAUAAUAACAGCUCCAUCUGCAUCUUUCUACUGUAGUCUACAACCUCGACCCAGGUCCAUUUAUGACUCGCUAGAACAUUUGGGUGCCGAGGAGCAGGACCAAAGAAAGACUAAACCCGACAAGACUGAACCACCAAAUAUGAUCCAGCCAACCAUUCAACUCAAGGAUGAAGAUGUAUUUGAGUCGGUCUAUGAAAACUAUUGAAUCAUAAAUAAAUAAACUUACUUCACCACAGCAGGACAAUUAAAUCAGUUUCAGAGAUCAUGGACCCCCAGUGUCAUUAUCACUGAUUAUCAGUGGAUCAGUAAUAUUCUGAGUCAAUCUAAACGUCACAUUUUAAAAAGUACCCUGUGUAAACUGUGGUGAGUAACUUUUAGAUAUAAAAAGCUGGUGGUGUUUAAAUCCCAUGUCACUCGGCAACGUUCCUGGGAUGCACACAGGAAGUGAUUCCUUUUAUGUCAAGACAGACCGAGGUCACAGCAACAUUACACUAAUAAAACUGCAAACAGGUUGGGAAAUAAUUGAAAAGAAAAAUGACAUGUUUCUGAGGUUAUACUGCUCAAAACCUCAGUCAUUCAGCAGUUUGACAGGAAAAAUGCUUUAUGCUCACAAUGCUUCUUCAGUCAGGUCUGAUAGUACUGCUUGGCAGGUAAUGUUUACUUUUUGUUGUUCACAAAGGACAGAGGCAAAAUAAUAAAAAUAGACACAGCAGCUUUAAAGUGAAAACGUGCCACAAAUGUGUGAUUAGGAAAAGAUUUACCAAAUGGCCUCUGGCAGUGUUCCAUUUGUUAUAAACUGAGGGUUGCACCUUCACUUGUGUCUGUCUCUCUCUCUGCUUGAGUGUGUUUACAAGUGUGAUGAACUGCGGCUGUGUAAGACAAAGUUCCAUCACAAGAUGCUGAAUUCUCCCAACUAUGAAGGGAACUUUCGUCGUACCACACUGUGUUCCACACAGGAUUUCCCCUCAAGAUCUGGAUGUAACACGUUAUAGUCAUUAUGUUACAAGAAAAUGAAUUUCCUCCUGGAGCUAAUUCUGUGUAUUCAGUAUUUACUGUAGAUAAGGUAAAUUGAUGUAUGUCAGCUUUUUUAAAAUCUGAAUCUGUACCAGUAUCUAUAAUUGUUAAAUACAUCUACUGGUGUUAAACAUUAGAAUUUAUGUUUUGUACACAGGACUUAAGAAACUAACACAGGAUUCUGACCAUUACAUUUUUUUUUUUAUCUUCCAGUGUUUCUAUGUGUUACUAACAUGAUUUUGUCUCUAUAACUAUGUCUCUAUGGGAAACACAGAUGGAUCCCAUGAUAUUUAUUAAUUGAUUUAAUUAGCAGAUGUUUGACUUUUACUAAA
Messenger RNA from Solea solea (common sole), 2256 nucleotides. RefSeq lists its product as uncharacterized. Gene Ontology annotation, cellular component: membrane raft. Gene Ontology annotation, molecular function: transmembrane signaling receptor activity. Bases 348 to 1115 code for a protein of 255 amino acids. Lineage: Eukaryota; Metazoa; Chordata; Actinopteri; Pleuronectiformes; Soleidae. The transcript is spliced from 6 exons. The record is from RefSeq and is a predicted model, not a curated record. Gene Ontology annotation, biological process: positive regulation of cytokine production; regulation of B cell differentiation; B cell receptor signaling pathway.